This is a messenger RNA of Lindgomyces ingoldianus, 1562 nucleotides long. RefSeq names its product P-loop containing nucleoside triphosphate hydrolase protein. The coding region runs from base 321 to 1208 and encodes 295 amino acids. NCBI's taxonomy places the organism in Eukaryota, Fungi, Ascomycota, Dothideomycetes, Pleosporales, Lindgomycetaceae. The record is from RefSeq and is a predicted model, not a curated record. The transcript has 2 exons.
GUGAAUUGUAUGACUAUAUACUUCCUCAAAAGCUUGUGAUAGUUCCCUGAAUUGAAGCAGGAGGCCCUUCUCUUUAACAUGCGAUGUGCGCGCUACAGGUGACGCGAUGAGAUGAGGUGAAAGGAAGCUCUUUACUGUUGCGAUUAGCUCCGGGCGGUUCUCGGGAGCGUCUCCCCGCAGGGCUGGCGUCGGCGGUCGGACCCACGACCAGAAACCUUUUGCGCACAACACAGUGUUUGUCAUCUGCCUGCAACGACCGUGACCGCAACCGCGACAGCGACAGCGACACUUUUUGUGCGUGCUUGUUGCCCCAACAAGACAUGGCUUGGUACGAUUCCGACAGUUGGGCCACGGCCGCCUUUGCGCCCCACCUCUCCACCAUCGUCAUUACGCUGCUCGUAGCGGUCGUGCUGCCCAUCUUGCUGCACCAGUUUGUGUACAAAAGGGCCACGCCGACGACGCUGCCCUCUUUCCUGCUCCUGGGGCCGAGCGGUGCGGGCAAGACUGCGUUCCUGACGCUGACAGAGCGCAGAGCCGUCGCCGCCGCGCCCACGCACACAUCGACAUCGCCCCUGACCAUCCAGGCGCUCCUCCCCGACAGCUUCACGCCCGAGUCGGCCCACUUUCGCUCGCCCGGCGAUCCGGCCUAUGAACGAGCACGCCGGUUCCUGCUUGUCGACACCCCCGGCCAUGGCAAGCUGCGCCACUUCGCCACGGGCCAGCUAGUCAACCCCACCCACGUUUGUGGCAUCGUCUUCGUCGUAGAUGCGGCCUCGGUGGCCGAAGAAGCCGGGCUAAACGAGGCCGCCGAGUACCUCCAUGACGUGCUGCUCUCGCUGCAGAAGCGCUACACUAAUGCCAAGACCAGCAAAGGGCCCCGCGAGAUCCCCGUCCUUGUGGCGGCGAACAAGCUGGAUCUCUUCACUGCAUUACCGCCGCAUCUUGUUAAGAUAGCGCUGGAGAAGGCUGUAUCGGACGUGAGGAAGAGCAGGGCCAAGGGCCUAAAGGAUUCAGGGGUUGCAAUGGGCGGCGAGGAUGACGGAGUCGAUGAAGAGCGGGAGUGGCUAGGCGGAGGAGGCGAGGGCCCUUUCGAGUUCCGGCAAAUGGACGAGGUGGGGACGAGCGUGGUCGUUAAGGGGGGCAAUGUGCUUGGAGGAGACGGAGCCGAUGUGAGGGGCUGGCUUGAGUGGAUUGCGGAGCAAUUGUGAGGGCAUGAGGAUGCCAUGGGCAUGCUUCUUCUGUUAUCAGCCUUGCCUUCACCGUUGGCCGCUUGCACGGGUCCAAGGCACGGCCACGCCCAAAGUUGUCUCUGGCGGACUGUAGCAUCAGGCGCGGGGCCUCUGCAGCGUGAUUCAAGCGCGCAUGUUAAACACUUCCGAAUCUUGUUGUGGUGCGCAAGGCUGAGUAGGCAAACCUCUAAGACGGGAAAGCGCAGCACCGCUGAAGGAUUUGGGCAUGAAGUGUGGACAUCGACUGGCCUCCUACUCGCUAGGAGUCACACUGCAUCAUAUCCAAUACAAUGGUCAUGGGUCCAUAUCAGGCAGCUCCGGAUGUGAAUAUAU